GUUCCUGCUCUUAUCUUCCGUCUCUCCUGCAGCCCGGCAGAAGAGCUCAGCUUCGGCUCCAAGGACACGGAGAAGAAAUGCCUCAUUAUCCUCUUCAACGUGACCAAGACCAAGUGGCCUUCAAGGUGCGGACCACGCCCCGGAGAAGUACCGCGUGAAGCCCAGCAGCAAGCAGCUGUGAGGCGGGCGCCUCGGUGGAGAUCCUGGUGUCUCUACAUGGAGGCUACACGGCCUCUCUUCAGGAUCGCUUCCUGGUCAUGGCGGCAGAGAUGGAAAAUAACGGAACCCAAGACCUCGCCCAGUUCUGGAAGGAGGUCCCCAGAGCGAACAUCGUGGAGCACAGAUUACGCUGUCACGUCAUGGAGAGCGCUAAGCCGCCGCUGAGCCCCCCGGGGGACGGCCCCCUGGAGACGGGAGCCAAUGGGCAGCAGGACCUGAGCACCACGCUGAUGCGGGUGAUGGCGUCCAACGCGCGUCUGGAGCAGAAGCUGGACUCCUGCCUGUGGGUGCAGAAGGUCCUGCUGGGGCUGAUGGUGCUGCUGCUGGCCCUCAUCGUCCAGGUGCUGUACCGGGAUGGGCCCCCGGAACAGGGCUCCUGACCCCCCCCCCCCGACCCGGGACCCCCGCACCGCACCCCCCCGACCCGGGACCCUACAGUGGGGGUCCCUAUUGGGGGGCCUGGAGAGAUCAGCGGGAGAGAGACGGACCAGACCAGACUAGAGCUGGACCACUGUGUCCCCCUCUCUCGGUCGCCCUCUGUCUGUCUGUCCCUCUCUCUCUCUCCUGCUCCCUUGCUCUCUCCCUCUCCCUCUCCCUCUCCCUCUCCCUCUCUCUCUCUGAUGCCGUUGUCAUGGCAAAGGGGGAGGAGGGCGUGUGUCGGCAGACAGGAAACACAGCAACAUUCUGUAUCAGUGGCGUCAGCGGGACCCUGAGGGUGAGACCGGUUCCGGGUGAAGAGACGGUCGCCCUGCACUGUGACACGGGAUCAGUAGAAGUUCGGUUUUUAUAAAGGAAUGGUCCGGAAGUUUCAAAGAGUCUAUUGUUAGCAAAAAAAAAAACUGAAAAAGCUCAGAAGAAAAAAUAUGUAGUCAUUUUAUUAUGCGGUCAUACUGUACAUUAUUGUAUUUUAAAUAGGGAUACAUAUCUAUAAUAAAAUAAUGUGAUUUUUUA
Messenger RNA from Gadus macrocephalus (Pacific cod), 1170 nucleotides. Its product is annotated as motile sperm domain-containing protein 2-like. The record is from RefSeq and is a predicted model, not a curated record. Bases 258 to 599 code for a protein of 113 amino acids. NCBI's taxonomy places the organism in Eukaryota, Metazoa, Chordata, Actinopteri, Gadiformes, Gadidae. The transcript has 5 exons.